AUAGUUCCCAUGGUAGAGUGUCCAUUAAAAGCAAAGAAGAAGGAGUCGAUUUAACCCGCUGUUUGUGCUUUGACUUUGAUCAUUUAAUUUCGUUGUCAAACGAGAGAUGGCGCUUCAACCGUACGCAUGUCAUCUAUUGGUGAGCGCUAUUACUAAUUAUAUCCGUGAUUUAACGAGAAUUGCGGCGCAAUCGCAUGUGUCUACUUCGGGCUUGCCUCUACUAAUCAGUUCUGUGGUUUCCAGGGAGAUGACACUGUCUGGAAAACAACCAGAUAAUUUGAAAAAGUUUUAACAUACAAAGUGUUCUGCUCAAGUCAGAGAAUACCACAACUACAUCUGUUAGUCCGUGUUCAAUUUUUGUUCGAUGAUUGAAGGAGGCAGUUUGAAUUAUUUGAAAAUAAAUUGCGAUGGCAUCCUUAAAUAAAAAUUUUGAGGUAUUAAUUGGGAGACUUAAGGCAGCUCGGGGACAUAUGCCCCAGACAGUGCGAAGAAGGGAUUGGCAAUGGUUUGGGGCCCCUGCGGAUCUAGAAGCUAAUUUAAUUAAAAAGAUUAAGUUUUGUCUCGAAGAAGGAUAUACCAAUUUAAUUACCAAACACGUCAGACUCACAGCAAAACUGAAUACUUUACAAGAAAAUAUUUCAAAACUCACUUCGGAAUUAAAUGAUGUAGUUAGUGAAUCUGUGAACGCCAAGAAGGAAACAAUUCGUAGAUUUGAAGAAGGAAAAAAGUUGCAGCAGAAUGCAUAUGAUACCCAAAUAAAACAAAAAGAAAUUGAGCUUGCUAAUGUAAAACGGGAGAAGGAACUACAAGCACAUCAACUGCAGUGCAAUCUAGAAAUGAUCGAAUCUAGCUUAAUGCUGCGGCACGAUGAAAUGGAGACGGAAUUAACAAAACAGUUGAUCGAUUUAAAUUCUAAGGUCAGGCAUAUUAAAAAUGGAAACGAAGAUAUGCUGGUGGAAAUAAGUCAUUUUGAAAAUCGACAGCGAAUGUUGGAAAUUAAUAAUGUUGAUAAAAUAAAAAUAGUCCAAGAAGAUUUGAAUAAAGAUUUGACACAGUUCUUUGAUGAAGAACUGAUAACCCUAACAAAAUCUCCCAGUAAUGCAGAUAAAAUGGAGGAGGUAAAACCGCCACCAUUAUUGCCCCCGCUGGUAGUUGAAGAAGUUGUUACCAAGGCCAAACACCCAAAGCAGAGUGCAAAUGCAAAGAAAAGUAAUCUGAUGAAAAAGAGAAAAAUAUAUCGAGCUGAAAACAGAGAACAUAUUGAAAUAUUACCAGUUUAUGAAUAA
Molecule: messenger RNA, 1286 nt
Organism: Cylas formicarius (sweet potato weevil)
Lineage: Eukaryota; Metazoa; Arthropoda; Insecta; Coleoptera; Brentidae
Exons: 5
Coding region: 408-1286 (292 amino acids)
Source: RefSeq, a predicted model, not a curated record